GGCGGGUCCGAGCCCGGGCUGCGGAGGCUCCGCACCUAGUAGGAGCUCGUAACCGCGUCUGAAGAAAAUGGUGGAGCCCUGUGGUCGGGGCAGAAGGGGGAUUUGCCCCAACCAGGAUGCAAGUCAACACAGCAGAAAAUGUCCACUGAGCAGGCUCCAUGGACCAGUCUGUCCACUAUUCAGAAGAUAGCUUUGGGCCUUGGGAUCCCAGCAAGUGCAGCAGUCGCCUAUAUCCUGUACCGCAGGUACAGGGAAAGCAGAGAAGAGAGACUGACAUUUGUUGGAGAAGACGACAUUGAGAUAGAGAUGCGGGUUCCGCAGGAUGCUGUGAAGCUCAUCAUUGGCCGACAGGGAGCCAAUAUUAAACAGCUGCGGAAACAGACAGGUGCUCGGAUUGAUGUGGACACCGAAGAUGUAGGCGAUGAGCGAGUACUGCUUAUCAGUGGUUUUCCUGUUCAGGUGUGCAACGCCAAAGCAGCCAUCCACCAGAUCCUGACAGAGAAUACCCCAGUGUUUGAACAGCUCUCAGUCCCUCAGAGAUCUGUGGGCAGAAUCAUAGGGAGAGGCGGUGAGACAAUUAGAUCCAUCUGUAAGGCCUCUGGAGCCAAAAUCACGUGUGACAAAGAAUCAGAGGGAACACUACUACUAUCAAGACUUAUAAAGAUCUCGGGGACACAGAAGGAGGUGGCAGCAGCCAAGCAUCUAAUACUGGAGAAAGUCUCAGAAGAUGAAGAACUUCGGAAGAGAAUUGCCCAUUCUGCAGAAACCAGAGUCCCACGCAAGCAGCCAAUCAGUGUGAGAAGGGAUGUGACUGAGCCAGGUGGAGCUGGAGAAGCAGCAGGUUCAUGGAAGAGCACCAGUGCUAGCCUGGGCAGGACUGCACCCCUGGAGGUUCCUGCCCACAGGGGAGGUGGUGACAUGGCUGUUGUGGGACCGAAUGAAGCUUCCUGGGAGAAGCCUAAUGAUGACAGUUUCCAGAAGUCUGGAGCCCAAACCAGUCCAGAGACAUCCAUGUUUGAAAUCCCCAGUCCUGACUUCAGUUUCCAUGCUGAUGAGUACCUUGAAGUGUAUGUGUCGGCUUCUGAGCACCCUAACCACUUCUGGAUCCAGAUCAUUGGCUCCCGCAGCCUGCAGCUGGACAAGCUCGUGAGUGAGAUGACCCAGCAUUACGAGAACAGUCUGCCUGAAGAUCUGACUGUGCACGUAGGAGACAUUGUAGCAGCACCGUUGUCUACAAAUGGUUCCUGGUAUCGAGCCCGGAUCCUUGGCACCUUGGAGAAUGGGAACUUGGACCUUUACUUUGUUGACUUCGGCGACAAUGGAGAGUGCCCACUAAAGGACCUCCGGGCCCUUAGGAGUGACUUCCUGAGCCUUCCAUUUCAAGCAAUAGAAUGUAGUCUGGCGCGCAUCGCCCCCUCAGGUGAGCAGUGGGAAGAGGAAGCUUUAGAUGAGUUUGACAGGCUCGCCCACUGCGCUGACUGGAAGCCCCUGGUGGCCAAAAUCUCCAGCUAUGUCCAGACGGGGAUCUCAACUUGGCCGAAGGUCUACUUAUAUGAUACCAGCAACAAUGGGAAGAAACUCGACAUUGGCCUAGAAUUAGUUCGUAAAGGAUUCGCAGUUGAGCUUCCUGAGGACACUGAAGAAGACAGAACUGCCCCGGAUAUGUUGAAGGGCGUGGCCACAGAAACAGAUGCUUCUCUGGCCAGCAUGCUCACUGAAUCCAGAAGGAGCCCUGAAGAAAUACCACGUACCCUGUCCUGCCUCAGCUUAUCAGAAGCUGCUUCCAUGUCUGGUGAUGAUAACCUUGAAGAUGAUGACUUGUUUUGAAGCGUGGGCUUGAGCUGCUGUAUCACCCAUCAGCGUGCUGUGUGAGUGGAGCUGUCAUCUCUCUUAGAGGCAGGGAAGUGACAGGUUGACAACAGGACCUUCUUCCCUGUGCCCUUUGUCCUUUCUCUACAGCUGCUUUGCUGCAGCUUAACUUGCUCUCAGAGCCUGGAAGUUUCUUGGCUUUUUGUGUCUUUGGCAGGAUUUGGUGACUGGAGAGAGGAGUGUAUGAUAGAGAUUCCUGAUUCCUUUAUUACACACAUGGUCUGGCUUGCUGUGGAUCAGCCCAUUUUCUCCAUCCACUGAACUACCAAAGAGUAAAUGUGACAGAGACACAUACAUCCCUUCGCUUCACUCCUCUGACGCCGCCCUCAUCUUCCCUGUGUCUGAAUGCUGCUGAAUCAGGCUCACUCCCCUCUGCGGUCCAGUGCACGUCACUGCUGGGCUGGAAAACAGCCAAAGUUUAGGAUUUGGAAGGAAUGGUUCUGCAGGCUUCUGACUCACUUUAUCAGGUGACUGUGGUUAUGGGAAGUGAUUGGUAGGCUCAAAGACUGCAGUUGAGUCAGGAGGCAAAGGCAAAAGAAAUCAACAUAAAUAUAUUGAAAGGCUUUGGGAGGUGGAAAAAGAAAACCACCUCCCAGUCUCAAAUCCUUAAGUCAUUGGAAAAAGUGCUCCAGCUCUGCCUCUGCUGCGAAUGUUGUUUAACCAUGCAAGUAGGAGGAGAGAAGCAUCUUGGGAAGUAUUUCAGUUGCUAGUGCAGUGCCUGUGUGGACACGCACACACCUAACAAGGAGAAGCACAAACAGAGUUCCCAGGCUGGUUGUGGUGGUGCACGCCUUUAAUCCCAGCACUCAGGAGGCAGAGGUAGCAGGAUCACCAUGAGUUCAAAGCCACCCUGAGACUACAUAGUGAAUUCCAGGUCAGCCUGGGCCAGAGUGAGACCCUACCUCUGGAGGAAAAGAAAAUGUGUAGUUCUGUUUAAAUCAUUUGGGGGAUUGUUUGAUGAAUAAAGUUCUCAAAAAAAAAAAAAAAAUUAAGACCAAAUGCUCAUUGAGUCACAAAGUGGAAGUAGAACUACA
Molecule: messenger RNA, 2903 nt
Organism: Jaculus jaculus (lesser Egyptian jerboa)
Lineage: Eukaryota; Metazoa; Chordata; Mammalia; Rodentia; Dipodidae
Gene: Tdrkh
Product: tudor and KH domain containing
Exons: 13
Coding region: 139-1827 (562 amino acids)
Biological process (GO): spermatogenesis
Molecular function (GO): RNA binding
Source: RefSeq, a predicted model, not a curated record